UUAAGAAAGCACUCAAAUACUUUCCUACUACCAAAUUCUGUGCAUCUCAGAGAACUUCUACAUGGUAAGAUCAGCCAUUCUAAGCCUGGGAGAUUACCUUGGGGUUUAGAAAAAAAGUUCGUAGUGUUUAGAAAUGAACACUUUGGGGGCUGGAGAGAUGGCUCAGUGGUUAAGAGCAUUGACUGCUCUUCCAGAGGUCCUUAGAGGUCAAAUCCCAGCAACCACAUGGUGGCUCACAACCAUCUGUAAUAGGAUCUGAUGUCCUUUUCUGGUGUGUCUGAGGACAGGUACAGUGUACUUAUAUUAAAUAAAUAAAUAAAUAAAUAAAUAAAUAAAUAAAUAAAUCUCUAAAAAGUAAAAAUAAAUCAUUAACAAAAAUAAACACAGCUUUGUGCAGUGGCAGUAUUGUAGCCAAUGAGGUUUAUCUGAGGUGCGAUUAUUGCUAAUUGAAAACUUUUCCCAAUACCCCGCCAUGACAACUUGCAAUAUAGUUGGCAUUGGCAAUUUUUGACAGUCUCUAUGGAAACUGAAUUAAAAAAAAUAAACACUUUCCAUAACCAGACUUGUAUUUUUGACACCGACCUUGGGACCAGCACUAAAAUUAUCGCAGAGGCAAAGGGAGCCUAGGAUUCAGGCCAGCAUGUCUGAAGAUCUCACUGCAUCUUCUUCGGGACAGGAACUGUGGCCAAUGUUUGUCAGGUCUCAAGAAAGCCCAGGAUGAGAAUUCUAGCUGCCCUUUCAAGCUGGACUUGUGCCACCCUGACUCUAGCUUCCUGCUCAGCUACCUUUCCCCCUGGUGCCAGGACCCAGGCCUGUGAAGAUAUGUGGCCUAGGCACACACAAACCCUGCCCAACCACCCUGGUCCCCACUACAUCCAUACUAGCAGGUCUUCCUGCUUGCCAGGAACUAAGAUUCCAGCGUCUGUCCAAAGCAGUCGUGACUCCGUGGGCUUUCUGCUGCAGGCACGCAGCAGUGGCUGUCACCAGACAGCGGGCACCUUUGUCUUGACUCCUGGCCAUUCUAAACUGAUGACUUGUUUAGAAGAGGCAGAUACUGUCACUCACUCUGACAGCACCCUGAAGAGGACACUUUUGUUCAUAAGGAAAGCCCCUGCCCAGCCUGUGGAGGAUAUUAGAUUCCCGUUCCAGGGAAUUGCCUACCAGAAACUCAGUCUGAGUCCCUGGUUUUGUUUCUGUGGUCCACCAAUCACCAAGUCAUAUAUCAUGCUGUGGGUCAGGAGUGAAUCACCCUUAGUGCCUCGACAGACACACAGUGUCUCUGCCACCCUCUACCACAUGCAACCUGGGUCACCAGCGCAAGCACCUUACUGGAGGCCAGAUGCUGCCAGAGAACUGGCCCAGCUACGGCUUGCUGGUUGCUCACAUGCCUGGUUCCCAGCACACCCUGAGAGCGAGACUUUAAAGGCAACACCACACUUAGGUGUGGAGCUCCCACCCCCUUGGAUGCUGCCUCACAUACUGGGAGAUGUAUACUCUGCUGUGUCAGAUGCCAGCCUGGGUAGCCAACAGGGUGACAUACAAUGCCAGAAACUCAGUAGAGAGAUCAACCCAAUCUUACAACCAUCCCUGGAUGUCUGUAAGUUGGAGACACUUAUGACUCUCAGAAAAGGCUCCCCAGACAUGUCAAUAUAUACUUUUGUAUUACGUAUUAAACGAAUGGCAGUACUCAUGUGUUCUUUGCUUUCUCACACCCCUCCCCCAACUCUCCUUUCUGGCAUCUGUGUCCAAACUCAGGAUUUUUUUCCAGGAAAAUCUGAUUUAUCAAAACACAUAGAGGCAAGAGAAAAGAUAGAUUUUCAUUUUAAAGUCUCUAUGUCUCCUUUCACCCUUUUAAUUCCCUUCCCCACCUUUAGGACUCAGAAUGGUCUGAGCUUUGAUUCUUUGAAAACCUGCCUGUCCUUGGAUAAGGGCACUGCAGACGGUGGUGUGGGAAACCUUAGCAAGACUGACCUAAGGCUGGAAGUGAAGCUAGAGGGAGCCAGUGCCUCUUUGGUGAUGCAACUUAGAACUGAUCAGCUGUAGCUGGUGAUCAGCUGGGAAUCCUGCCUGAUUUGCCUGUCAGCCACCCUGGGUAUGGCCCUGGCUGCUGGACUUUGCCAUCUGUACCCUCAGUCUUACCACAAGCGGACAGAAAGGGUCCUUCAGAUGCUUCUUACUGCAGAUGCUGUUGCCAGGAGUGGCAGUGCGGAGGCUGUGCAUGACAGGAGGACAGGUGAUAACUGAAUCUCUCUGUGGGGGACAAAAACCUUGUCCUCUGAAGAGACCCUCGGACUGGGCCCCUCGGUGGCUCCACAGAGUGCCUUAGUCAAAAACGAGCUAAUGAGAAUUUCCGACGAGGCCAAGGCCCCCUGUGCCUGCUGUCAGUGUGAAGUGAGCUCAGGAAGCAGCAAAGGGGCAGACUUAUCAACAGAGGGAAUUCGUCUCCUGCUUUGUUGUCUUAAUGCCUGUAAUUUUGCUUCUUUUUUCCCUUCUUGCAAUUAGACGUUCUGUUUGAAGAGUUAAACUCGACACAAUGAAUAUUGUAUAACCUGCUCAUUAGCUAGACUCCUGUGGCCGUGAAGCUUCCUCUGUUGCCUGAAGGAGCCCGCAGAAAUAGACGUCCUGUCCUCUGUAGUGUCUCAGCCUCAUCUCCUCUAACCCUUUGAAAAAAGUCGUGUUGGGGCUUAGCUCUUGCGAGAAAGAAAGAUCUGUACUCCUCCCUGUGCCUCUCUAAAGCACCCCAAAAGGAGUUGUCCUUUCACAGUCGACAUUCCAAAACUAGUUAGAGGUCGGGCUCAGGAAAGCAGGUGUAGGUGAGGGCAGUCUGUCUGUCUGUCUGUCUGUCUGUCUGUCUGUCUGUCUGUCUGCAAGCACACGAUCCUUGGUCGAUCACUGUGCAGGCACAUGCAGAGCAAGCAGUUUAGAGAACUUGAUGGAUCACAGCUUGGGAAAGGUAUCCACGCAGCGCAAGGCCACAAGCUCCAGAGUGGAACCCGCAAGCCUGUCACCAGGCAGCAGAUGUGGGACUUCCCAGUCUUUGCCCUGACGAAUAAGGGACUCGUGUUUUCCAGCAGCUGGCAAGCAUGCUACCUUUUGCCAAAGGGGACACUAGAAACAACCUGACCAACUUGAAGAGCAGCCAUUCCUUGGCUGAUUGAGGGAAGAAAGCAUCUUUGAUGAAGACGAUUUGCCCUCCUGACUUUAUGAAGCUUGUUUGGUUUAGCAAGGGUACCUAGUACCAGAACGCCAGGUUCUGAGACCAUCCAUUCUGGUGUUUGUGUGAUAACACAAUGGGAUUAGCUGGAAGCAGAAGUGAACCCAUUGCAGAACGGCUACAUCUGUAUUAAUAUGGAAACAUAAAACCCACCAGUUUGGACAGGAGACUUAUCUUCCACCCAAGUCCCAAUAGUAAGGUGAUGGAAACUGUUGUAUUGCAUUUUGCCCUCCUAUAACUUGAUGAAGACAGGCUCACGAAGUUCUAAGAACAAAACACUGUGCCCCAUUUAACUGCAAAGACACUGUGUAGACCGAUGUGAGAAAAGUGUUGCUUUGAUUUUCCCUACUGAUUUUAGCUCCUUGGGUAUUGACUGAGAGACUCUGCUCUCUUGCAUCUGGGGGAGGCAGUGCUUGGAACAUUAGGUAUAUAAAAACCUAGGUAAAUUGUAUGUCCAUGAAUGAAUGUGUCCUAAGAACACUGAGGAAUGAACCAAACAUAUUUAAUUCCGGCGAGUGCGAGGAAUAUCCCUUCUACAGAUCUAAUAAACACACACCCUUCUUACUUCUCUCUAAACUGAAGAUAAAGAUCCCACAAGUGUACCCUUACUUGGCCUUGUCACAUGUGCACUGUUCAUGAAAACUUUUGAGAUCUUCCUGUGCAAGACAGAGUCUGUGUGUGUGUGUGUGUGUGUGUGUGUGUGUGUGUGUCUCCUGGUAUGUGUCUAUCUGUGUGUGUGGCUGAGUGUGUCUGUAUUUGUCUCUGUGUGUGUCUGUCUGUGUGAGUAUCUGUGUGUAUGUCUGUUGUAGGGAGCUGUAUUGGAUUUGGGCCUGGCUGCUUUGUGACUGUAUAGCUCAAAGUGGCUACGUGACUCUGGGCUAUAUGGCCACAGAUACUCAGGCCUAAGAUGACUGCCAUAAAGUCUUGAGAUUGUUGGACAAAAGCCUCUCCCAUGAAUUUACGGCACAGGAAGAUAACAAUCAUGGAAUGCUUCAGCCCGAGCAAAUACCAGAUGUCUCCUGAGCAAACACUAGAUGUCUCCACCGCCUGACCUCUUCGUCUACCGCCUGACCUCUUUGCCUCCUGCUAUCACUGCCUGAAUACCUUUACCCCUCCCUCCUUUGUGUUUCACAAAGGGCACUCCCCCUAUCUGAAUGCCUUAUAAGCCGUAACACUCACCCCAAUAAACAAGACCUUGACAACAGAACCUUGCUUGGUGUCCUUCUUUUCUCCCCCCCUUGACCCUUAGGUAGCGCCUCUUCGGAACCCUGAAUAACUGAACCCGCUGGACAGGUCAGUCUGUGAGUGUCUGUGUGUAUCUGUGUGUCUGUAUGUAUGUGUGUGUUUGUCUGUGUCUGUGUGUACGUGUCU
This is a messenger RNA of Rattus norvegicus (Norway rat), 4585 nucleotides long. The record is from RefSeq and is a predicted model, not a curated record. NCBI's taxonomy places the organism in Eukaryota, Metazoa, Chordata, Mammalia, Rodentia, Muridae.